AUGACAGCCGGUCCACCGUCUGCCUGUCAGCGAGCACGCGGUGCUGCUAAGUGGCCGCGGAUCACGCGCUGCCCCCAGGCCCCGUUGCGCGCUGAGUGGCAGAAGAGCCAGGGCUACACGUGUGAGGGCGACGGGGGUGCUGAUUCACCUGGCACCGGCGAUGCCAAUGCCCGUGUCGACGGUCGCGGACGACGGCUCUGGCUGCUGGCCGCCCGCCACGCGCGUCCCCAGCGUCGCAGACGGGCAGCUGAGGCCUGCUGCGAGAAGCGUAGAGUACGAGUACGCAGAGAAAAUAAUAAUUCUGGCCGCAGCGACGCGGGUGCCGCCGUCUGGCAUCCCACGCUGGCGGCUUGGGGCUACGGCCGGCUGCUGCUGGUCACCCAACUCAAUCGGCAAGCCCGCUCCCCGGCCUGGCUACGUCAUAGCCAACCCUGCGUUUCCUGUCAGCGCUCGCCCAGAGUCACCACUCCCGGCGCUGGCUCGCUGGCCCGGGCAGAUCCUGCCGCCGCGCCUCCAGACGCAGCGAAACUCCCAUCUCGCCAUCGCCAUCUCCCUCACCACCGCGCUCGUGCCGUGAUUCCUGUCCUUUGUGACGCUGCCACGCCCUCUCGCGUGCUCUCGCCCUCGCUCCCCUUACGCCAGCCUGGCUCGUCGCCCGCCAUGCUGCCGUCCCCGUCGACCGUUCCCCAUUCGCACACGCCUCAUCCCUCCGGGCUGGACCUGAAUCCUGCGACUCACCACCCGCCUGAUUUUUCUCCUGCUCGUCCUGUCCCGGCUCCCGAACCCAAUGGUGCUCCGUCCCAGGGUCCUGGCAUUGACCUCGAGCCACGUGAGCCUCCCCAGGACCUGGAGCCCGCGUUAGAGUUUGCACAAAACUCGGAAAGCGGUGCGCGAACCUUGGACGAAUUGCGGAGGCGAAUGGACGAGAAGCUCCUAUAUCAACAGGCCCAACAACAACAACGCAGCCCGUCAAACCAUUCCCAGCAUGCUGAGGCCAUGUCGCCGGGGGAGACAACCCCGAGAAAGACCGUCCGCUCUCGACCUUCCUCCCCCUCGGUGGUGCCCGGAGCCGUCCGCUCUGCUCCCUAUGCCGACUCCAACGGAUCCUGCAGCCCCAGCUCUGCGACCAAGACCCCCGAUCAGCAUGUUCCCCAGACUCCUUCCUAUCCGUUUCCAAUCAUGCCGCCGCGAAGCACUCCCGAGAAGACGAAUGAUGCUCGACCAUCCCUAGAAACGCGCGCUUCUACCCUGAAAUCUCCGGCUGCUGACAAGGUCAACACACGGCCCUCCAAGGCCCCCGGAACGAUUGACAUGCGUUCUCGUGCGUCAGAGAUCACGUCUGUCCCCCACAAUAUCUGCUUGCCUCCCGGUGCAGCUCCCAUCGCAGAUGACCCGCAAUAUCCGAGUCCGAACUUGUACGAUGUGAUCUUGAAAUUGAAUUCCGAUCCGGGCCUGGACGCCUGGUGGGCCAACGUGGUUGAAAUCCUACGGACCCAUUACGGCGCAGAACGGGCAUCCCUGGCCGUUCCCGGAGAUUCGACCGACCUGGAGAACGUCCCGUGGGGUCAGAAGGCAACCUUCAACCCGCACCAAGCCGACGAACAGUCUAAUAAUGUCACGUCCUCAGGAACCCAGAACGCACUCAAAGAAGACGGAUCGCCAGAUGAUUUAGCCAAGAGGGAGGACAUAGGUGGUGCAUCACGAGGCAAGGGCACGAAAUUCUCAUCCCCCACACGACCGUCGCUGCUGUCGCGUCAUUCCUUUGCAGGCUUUGGAAAGGACAAGAAGACCCCCGGCGUCCGCGAAUUUGACAGACCUCUCUAUCACACACGCAACAAGAGUCUAUCGGAGAUGAGGCACCGAGUUCCGUCUAAUGAGAAGCCGGUCAAUAUUUGUAGUAGCUUUGAGUCUGCAACGUCUGGCAAUGCCUCCCAGGGCCAGGAACACGAUAGCCCUGCGACGUCUGCCCCGCCCCAGCCGGGUUCCGCUUCCCAAAACUCUCCGCUGACAGUCUUCACCAUUCCUAGAGAACUGGAGAUGGAAGCGGACCCGUUGAUAAAGCGCACUGGCAUCGUCAAGCUUUUCGGGCGUACAAAGCCUGUGGUGCUAACAAGAGAAUAUGCAUAUGACCCAUCUUCCUCUCAACCGUCGAAUGCCUCAGCCGUCCACACGCCAGACGACAAAGAGCAGACCACCCCGGCCACCGAGUCCCCAAGAGCCGCCGCCGCCGCUGAAAAUCCCAGCAAGGAGGGAUCGCAACCGUCCGUUCUGUCGACACCUCCCGCUCGCCCGAAACCGACUUUCAGUCCCCGUAUCUCUCUCCAGACGAAGAAGGAUCAUUCGUCCGGCCCCCUCGAGCUUUACGAAGAGUACGAACAAACGCCUCCGUCGCCUUGGUCACAGUCCCCCGCUCCCUCUCCUGCCCCGCGGACACAUCCUGAGAAGAACCCGUUCUUCACCAACCAUGCGGUCGAUGAACAAGCGUUUGCGAAGGACCCACCGUCUCAUGACUAUUCCAAAGUGCAACCUCUUGCCGCCAUUGGUGUGGAUCGAUCAAAGUCGGUGGUCCAUAUUCCGCUGUUGCAUGCAACUUCAUUCAAGCACGCCUCUUCAGACACCUUCCGGUUUCCCGUGGCCGUCAUCUCCUUCCUGUCGCCAAUCAUCCCGUAUCCCGCAAACCUCCGAUGUUCCCUCAUGUAUCUUAUCCCUCACCUGACGACCUCAUUCUCCUUAGCCCAGCAAUAUAGUCAUCUCGAAAAACAGCUCGCGGCGGGAUUCGAUAAACCGCGCUUCGGCCAUCUCCUCGGUCUGGGUGGGACAUUUUCGGAUCCGAGCAGCGAACUGGAACUGGUUGCAGGACUCAGUGGACACGUCAUGACGGAAGACGGCCCCAUAUCCGCUCGUGCCAGCAUUUCCAGUCCCGACGACGCGUCCAAGUUCAGCCCUUCCUUUUCGGUGGCGGGAACGCCGGGCCUGGAAGGAAGUAACGUUGCGCCCCCGGCCAACGACCCCAGCGCCAUGGGUGUCCGACAGAGCACUGAACUAGUCGAUGACUACUUCAACCUGCAGCAAAGUCGGAGCUCUGGUGGCCAGGCGGCUCAGAAUAAAGGCCGCGGCUCUAAAGCGAAGCAAAGCGUUCUUUUAUCGACGCCGGCAUCUCCUGGUACGGCCAGGGCGAAAUCCGGUCGCGACGAUGAACCGGUCAGCAAAGAUUCCGGCGUUGUCGAGCCUUCCUCCCACCCCCAGGAUGGUAGGCCUAUCCCAGCGUCUAUGCCGACGCGAACAUCCUCCCGCAAUACCUCGAGCACCUCCGUUUUUGCGCAACUCCACCGCGAGUUUUCACGACCAUUCUCCGAUACAAUCACCCAGCUGAUGCUGAAUUCGGUUCCCCUGCACCUGUUCUUGGCCAAACCUCGGACCGGAGAAGUGAUUUGGACCAAUUCCAAGUUCGAUGCUUACCGGAGAAGUCAACCCCAAGAGCAGCGAGUAAGGGAUCCAUGGCAAAAUAUACACCCGAGCGAGCUGGAAUCGGUCUCCAGACAGUGGGCCAAGGCCCUGCAGACGGGAACACAGUUUACGGAGCGGGUUCGGGUCAAACGGUUCAACGAUGACGAUGCAUAUCGGUGGUUCAUUUUCCGUGCGAACCCUCUUCUGUCCCCCACGGGAGAACUCCUUUACUGGAUCGGCUCUUUUCUCGACGUCCACGAGCAGCAUGUCGCCGAGAUGAAAGCGGCACAAGAGCGUGAGAUGUUCGCUACGGAUGCCAAGUACCGCGCGCUUGCGAAUUCCAUACCGCAGGUGGUGUUCGAGGCGGGUGAAACGAGCGGUCUGAUCUCCGCAAAUGAACAGUGGCAUUUGUAUACCGGCCAAACCAUCGAAGAAGCCAUGAAUUUCGGUUUCAUCAAGCAUAUACACAAGGAUGACUUGGAAAAGUGCGGCGCGCUGUUCACGGAGAACGCCGAGCAAGCGGAUCCAUCUGGCUCUGGUAUUGAAGGUAUCAAGGGUAGCACGAUAUUCUCCCAAGGGGUCACUCCCGCGCUCAAGAAGCUUGUUGAGCAGGGAGUCGUUGCUGCCCAAGAGGACGAGAACGGUCGCGUAUUCUACACAACGGAGAUCCGCCUGCGGUCCAAGGGGGGUGACUACCGAUGGCACCUCGUCCGGCUGGUGAAAGUUGAGACGAGCAGUUUUGGUAAUGGCGAGGCCUCAUGGUACGGGACGUGCACCGACAUCAACGACCGGAAAAACUUGGAGCGCGAAUUGAACAAGGCGAUGCAGAAACUGAAUAGGGAAAUGGAAUCCAAGACCAAGUUUUUCAGCAACAUGUCUCACGAGAUCAGAACGCCGCUGAAUGGGAUUCUUGGCACCAUUCCGUUCAUCCUCGACACGCAACUUGAUAGCGACCAACGGCGCAUGCUUGACACCAUCCAGAACAGUUCUACCAACCUUCGCGAGCUGGUCGACAAUAUCCUUGAUGUCUCCCGUGUCGAGGCAGGCAAGAUGAGUUUAGUCAACUCAUGGUUCCAUGUCCGGUCUGUGCUCGAGGAUGUGAUAGACACCAUCGCUUCGAGAGCUAUCGAUAAAGGUCUCGAGAUGAAUUACCUCAUGGAUGUCGACGUUCCUGCCAUGGUGAUUGGUGAUCGGUUUCGAAUCCGGCAAGUGCUUAUCAACCUCAUGGGGAAUGCAGUCAAGUUCACCUCCCAGGGGGAGAUCUAUACUCGGUGUUCGAUCCAUCAUGAUCCGUCUGUUCCUCUGAAGCCCACCGAGAUCUUGUUAAACUUUGAGGUCGUGGAUACUGGCAAAGGCUUCAGCAGCGCUGAUGCCGAACGACUGAUGCAACGAUUCAGCCAAAUCGGAGGAAGCGGCUCACAGCAGCAUGCUGGAAGUGGAUUGGGAUUGUUUCUGUCCAAGCAGCUCGUCGAGAUGCAUGGCGGGAAACUGACACCAAGCAGCCGAGAGGGUCAAGGAGCAAAGUUCUCUUUCUAUGUCAAAGUGGAUGCACCUUCUUAUCCGGUCCCCCAGGAUCCCUCGUUAACCCGUAAAUCCUCGGAUGUCUCCGAAGCCCCGACAGCCACGUCCCAGAACAGUGUUCAGCCUCUCGCGUCGAAGGAUUCAUCGACCCUCCAGGAUCAGUCGCCCUCUCAUGACCUCUCUCCUUUGGCCGAAGAUUCGAGCAGCUCAGACCCUUCCGGCUCCAAUCCCACUCCCGACCGUGCAACUGAUCCUGCAGCGCAGCAUGAUCCUUCCGCGAAAGACAGCCACCCUCCGGUGGAGUCGUCGUCCAGUCAAGAUCUUUCAAGCCAGACGACGUCUGCGAGUGGUGUCACCACCGUACCUCCGUCGGUGCAGUCCACGCCCACGGUGGAGAAGACUCAGGCAUCCAGUUCUCAUCCUCCGGUCACCUACUCGGUCCUUAUUCUCUGCCCACUUGACCAUGCUCGGGAAGCUAUCAAACAGCACAUUGAGCAAGUCAUACCCCAUGAGGUCCCGUCGACAGUGAUGUCACUUCCUGAUGUGGAGGAUUGGAAGGAUCUCGUGUACGCGGGUGACGCUCCGACACUGACCCAUCUCGUUCUCAAUCUGCCUGGCGCGGAUGAUGUCAUGGAAGUGAUGCAACAUAUUCAGGAGUCAGAUGCCGAGUCCAAACCCGCUUUGGUGAUUAUCUCCGAUCUCUAUCAGAAGCGGCGGAUCAAUUCGAAGAUCGAGGAAUUAGUCGCGGAGGGCAUCAGAGUAGAUACCGUACCAAAGCCAGUCAAACCGUCUGCCUUCUCUGACAUCUUCGAUCCCGACCGUCGGCGUGAUCUAAGUAAAGACCGCAACCAGGACAUGGCUCGAGAGGUCAACAACAACUUCAAGACAAUGUCCAAAAUGGUCAAGGAAGUCAUUGGGAAUAAGGGCCAUCGAAUCCUGCUCGUCGAGGACGAUGAGACUAAUCGCAUGGUGUUUUCAGAGACUGCCAGCAAUGGUCAAGAGUGCCUUGAGAUGGUCUUUUCGAAAGAGCCUGGCUACUACUCGCUGAUCAUUUGUGAUAUCCAGAUGCCCGUGAAGAAUGGGUACGAUACUUGUCGCGAGAUCAGGGCUUGGGAGGCAAAGAACCACUUCCCGCAAAUUCCCAUUAUGGCAUUAUCCGCCAAUGCCAUGACUGAUCAGAUCGACGACGCGGCACGAGCGGGCUUCAACGACUAUGUCACAAAGCCGAUCAAGCACAACGAACUCGGAAAGAUGAUGAUGGGGUUGCUGGAUCCCAAUCUGCCUCAAGUAUUGCUUCGAGACCGCAGAGAUUCGAAAAAGGAGAAACAAAAGAGCUCCUAG
Rasamsonia emersonii CBS 393.64 is the source of this 6309-nucleotide messenger RNA. RefSeq names its product Sensor histidine kinase/response regulator. Gene Ontology annotation, molecular function: phosphorelay sensor kinase activity; histidine phosphotransfer kinase activity. Gene Ontology annotation, biological process: phosphorelay signal transduction system; protein autophosphorylation. Bases 1 to 6309 code for a protein of 2102 amino acids. NCBI's taxonomy places the organism in Eukaryota, Fungi, Ascomycota, Eurotiomycetes, Eurotiales, Trichocomaceae. The record is from RefSeq and is a predicted model, not a curated record. The transcript has 5 exons.